AUGCUGCGAGGCAUAACGGCGUUGCGGCGCUGCAGCUGUAGGCCCUCGCUGGCGUAUGACCGUCUGGUGAGCGCCGGGACCAUUGCGCGUGACGCACAGCAGGUGCUCGCCCUGCCCGUGUUUGACCGCCUCUACGACGACCUUGUGCGGUACACGCAGAGCCCGGGCCGGGCGCAGCCGCGGCGGGUGGAGCUGCGGCCGCCAAACCGGCUCGGCUUGGUGCCCUCCUUCUUUCUUCGCCGCGAGCAGGAGGACAAGGUGCGGCGGGCCCUGCAGGAAACCGGCAGCGCGGCGAGCGCCGCCUACCACCCUCUCUCGCGUGUGAAGGGGUUGUACGUGUACGGCGGGGUUGGCUGCGGCAAGACGAUGCUGAUGGACUUGCUCUACCAACACGCCCCCGCCGAGCUCAUGAAGCGGCGCGUGCACUUUCACCACUUUAUGCUGGACGUGCAGCGGACCUCGCACGACGUGCAGUUCGUGGCAAAGGCCGGCAGCGUCGCACUGCAGCCGCGGCGCACGCAGGAAGCCGCCGUGGACCUCUUUGACGAGGUCGCCCAGCGGCUCGUGAGCGACGUGGAGCUGCUCUGCUUCGACGAGGUCGCCGUCGCCGACGUGGCCCACGCCAUGAUCCUGCGGCGCCUCUUCAACGCCUUCUACAAGAUGGGGCUGGUGGUCGUGUUCACCUCCAAUCGCCCGCCCGACGAGUUGUACCUUGGCGGCCUCAACCGCGAGAGCUUCCUCCCCUUCAUUGAGCUGGCGAAGCAGCAGUGUGUGGUGUACGACAUGCGCAGCCCGACGGACCACCGCCUCGCCGGGAGCGACGCACAGACGUACCUCUGCCCCCUCAACCCCGACAACGACGCGCGGUUUAACAAGAUCUUCCUGCAGCUCUGCAAGGGGAUGCCGGCAACGGCGCAGGUGCUGCGGGUGUUUGGGCGGGACGUGCGGGUACCCGCCGCCUGCGGUGGGGUCUGUCGCUUUCACUUCACCGACAUCUGCAACGAGGCGACGUCGAGCGCCGACUACGAGGUCAUCGCAAAGACGUUUCACACCGUCUUUAUUGAGGGCGUGCCGCGCUUCGCGUACGAGAGCAGCGACAUAAAGAGCCGCUUCCUCCACUUCAUUGACGCCCUGUACGAGUACCACUGCAAGCUGGUCAUCUACGCCCAGGUGCCCCCGCUGCAGCUGCAGGAGAGCAGGGAGGAGUACGAGGCAGCGCAGCGGCAGCUCGCGGGCGGCGGGGCCCACAUGGACGCCCUCACGGAGUUUGAGCGUGAGUCCGGAAAGCGGCUCAUUGACACCAGUGACGCCUCCUUUCAAAUGGAACGCUGCAUCUCCCGCCUUAUUGAAAUGCGGUCGCGCGAGUACCUCGAGAGUCCGCACCGCUACGAGGAGGUUUCAUUGAGCACAGAGUGA
This is a messenger RNA of Trypanosoma conorhini, 1416 nucleotides long. RefSeq names its product putative ATPase. The coding region runs from base 1 to 1416 and encodes 471 amino acids. The record is from RefSeq and is a predicted model, not a curated record. The transcript has a single exon. Gene Ontology annotation, cellular component: mitochondrion; cytoplasm. NCBI's taxonomy places the organism in Eukaryota, Euglenozoa, Kinetoplastea, Trypanosomatida, Trypanosomatidae. Gene Ontology annotation, molecular function: ATP hydrolysis activity; ATP binding.